Molecule: messenger RNA, 629 nt
Organism: Galeopterus variegatus (Sunda flying lemur)
Lineage: Eukaryota; Metazoa; Chordata; Mammalia; Dermoptera; Cynocephalidae
Product: transmembrane protein 14C-like
Exons: 6
Biological process (GO): regulation of heme biosynthetic process
Cellular component (GO): mitochondrial membrane
Source: RefSeq, a predicted model, not a curated record
CCGACCCGCGUGUCCUCCUGCGCAGACGUUGGGGAGAGCGGCUUAGGUACCUGGGAAGUGUCGUCAUCCUAUUUUAGGUGCAGGCCUGGUGUGGUCUCCUGUCUGGACAGUGGGAAGAGAGCAACGCAGAAGGACACUGGCUCACUAGUGCCUUUACAUUGGUUUGGCUUUAGCUGUGCAGCACUGAUUGCUUCUGGUGGGAUCAUUGGCUAUGCAAAAGCACGUAGCAUGCCAUCCUUGGCUGCCGGGCUCCUCUUCGGGGGCUUAGCAGGCCUGGGUGCUUACCAGCUGUCUCAGGAUCCGAGGAACGUCUGGGUUUUCCUAGUUACAUCGGGGACCUUGGCUGGCAUCAUGUGAAUGAGAUUCUACCACUCUGGAAAAUUUAUGCCUGCAGGUUUAAUUGCAGGAGCCAGUUUGCUGAUGGUUGCCAGAGUUGGAAUUAGUAUGUUGAAUAGACCCCAUCAGUAGUAAUCAUGUCUCAGCUCGGACUCAAGAAGAAUUAAAAAUCUGCAAACUUCCACUAUUUUCAGUGUAUUAAGAAAAAUAGGUGCAGGAUUUCUACAUGUUCUGACAUUUUACUUUAAAAGAAACAACAAAAACCAAAAAAACAGCACUGAACUUGAUAGAGG